Messenger RNA from Dibothriocephalus latus, 618 nucleotides. The record is from the annotation of a GenBank genome assembly. NCBI's taxonomy places the organism in Eukaryota, Metazoa, Platyhelminthes, Cestoda, Diphyllobothriidea, Diphyllobothriidae.
AUCUACGAUGCGACCACAGAGGAGGAGACCCAGGUGUUUGUGAACCCGAACAUCAACUCCCAUCGCAUUGAUGGUCUUGAGCCAGACCACGAUUACCGCAUCUCAAUAACAGCUUGUAACCGAAUGGGAGACUCGCUGCCUUGGGAUUCCCGCUCAAAGCAGUGGGUACCCUUCAAAAAGGUACCUGGGAACGUGACAAAGGUUGAGGUGCCUCACCUGCUAGACGAUGUGCUCUACACCUUCCGUGUGCGUGCUCACAAUGAGGCAGGACUGAGCGAACCCACAGCGACUGCAGAAUACUUCCGACCUGGUCGGGGUCCCGAGGAGUUAUUGCCAGGAUCGCACAAACUGCCGCCAGCACCUCCCAUUGGUCCGCUCAAAGUAGAGGCCAGUCCUGCGCAACAGCGGCUGGAUCAGGCAACUGAGCAAGCCCAGCAGACCAUGGUUCUCUCCUGGUCUAAACCUACCCGCACUGAUGAUGUCACAGAACCAAAGGACCCCCACUCCGCAGCCUCUGCUACCAACGGAUAUGCAGCCAAGUCAACAGCCUUCUCUGGACCUGAAUCUACCAUGGCCGAGUGUGUUGACACGUCUACCAGGCGAGCCGACAGACUAUGA